UACUAAGUAUUUGAAGAGAUGAAGGUGAAUUAGGAUAAUAAAGUUAACGGUAGAUUUGUAGGGGGUUAAGUAAAUAUCGGAGGUGAACUGUGAUUCGGGAGAGUUUAUGCAGAAUGAUGUUUGGGGGUUUGAGGAUAGUAAAGAAUAUCGGAGAUUUAUGUACGUAUUAAGAGGGUAAAAGAUAGUGAUAAAGCGGAUAUUGUGGAUUGUGGGAAAUUAAGGCAAUAUUGUGACUUGAGCAAAUGUAUGGCGGAUUUUGAGGAUUAAUAGGGAUAUCAGAGAUUGGAAGAAAAAAAGAGAAAUAAAGAAGAGUUAAUAGAGAUAUGGACCAGAGAUGGGCGAAAAUUUUCGUUUCGUUAUUUUCGCGGACGAAUAUAACGAAUUUUCUAUAUUUUUGCGACGUACCCCGCUAAUUAAGAGAAAAAAUUUGCCUACGGCAAAUAAAUUGUCCAACAUAGUUCUUUGAUUCAUAAUUUUUUUAGAUUAUGAAGCGGUAUAUUGUGGAUUGUUCAUAAUUUUUUUAAAUUAUGAAUCAAAAUGUAGUAAUUGCAAAUAGAUAACAGAGAAUUAAAAAGGAUAUCAGGGAAUUUUGGCAGAUAUUGGGAGGGAGUUCGGCGGGUAUUCAUAUGCCGUUAUUUUUUCGUUUCGUUUUUUACGCACACAGAUGAUUUUAUUUUUUUCGCUUUCGUUUCGCUGAGGGCAAAAUUCUAUUUUCGCCCAUCUCUGAUAUAGACUAUUUUGGAAACUUUCGAGUGAGAGUGUUAAAGAGAAUAUCGGUACUUUGAAUUGAUAUCGGGGGAUUUAUAUUAAAAACAUAAGUUCUGUGAAGAUAUGGAGGAUUUGAGAUAUAAAGUGGGAUAUAUAAGGGAUCUUUUAGUUACAAACGAUAAAUUCAGAUUUAAUGAAGGGAUUUUGAGGAUUCCGAACAUUAAGACGGAUAUUGGGAAACUAUUAAUUUUUAUUAUUUGGGGUAUAGUAUUUAGGAAACUAUUAAUUUUUAUUAUUUGGGGUAUAGUAUUUAGGAAAUACAAGAAAGGUAUUAGUGUUUGAAAGUGACUCUGAUGAGUGACUGGGGAAUAUCAAAAGUUUUGUGGGCUUAAUAUUGAUAUUGAGGGAUGUGGAUUAAGAUAUGAUUUUGGGGAUAUUAGGAAAAGAGAAGUAUCAAAGAAUAAUAUAGAUAUCGGGGAUUAGGGUAAUUAAGAAUGCUUUUGAGGAUUAGAGUGAUACGCAACACAAAAAUAAGAAAAAUGUGUGAAAGCCUAUGAAACCUAAUCAUC
Molecule: messenger RNA, 1277 nt
Organism: Meloidogyne enterolobii
Lineage: Eukaryota; Metazoa; Nematoda; Chromadorea; Rhabditida; Meloidogynidae
Source: the annotation of a GenBank genome assembly